Pseudoliparis swirei is the source of this 2845-nucleotide messenger RNA. Its product is annotated as G-protein coupled receptor-associated protein LMBRD2B-like. Gene Ontology annotation, cellular component: membrane. The record is from RefSeq and is a predicted model, not a curated record. Gene Ontology annotation, biological process: adrenergic receptor signaling pathway. The transcript is spliced from 18 exons. Lineage: Eukaryota; Metazoa; Chordata; Actinopteri; Perciformes; Liparidae. The coding region runs from base 144 to 2234 and encodes 696 amino acids.
GAGAGAAGAGAUCCAAAGAGGUGUUUAGAUCAUUUCUCUCUGUUAUCCACCAGAUUAGAGCUGAUAUCCCACCGGGUUGUCUCUCUGCGUCUCUUCCAGUGUGCCAUCAUGAGUUCUUGACGCCUGUCCCUUCAUUCAUCAAGAUGAGUGGCGCUGCGUUGGCUGUCGUGGUGGUAGUUGUUUUCCUCUUGGCCCUCUACCUCCUCCAGCGCUAUGGAGAUUUGCGGAGGCAGCAGCGGAUGGUCCUCUUGGGAACGCUGCUGUCCUGGUACCUCUGCUUCCUCAUCGUCUUCAUCCUGCCGCUCGACGUCAGCACGACCAUCUACAAGCAGUGUGUCCUUGACAAUGGAAACCACCCGACGCCUGUAACUCGAACGAGACGCACCAAUCAGACAGACGACAACUCUUCUGUUCACCCAACUGUCAGUACAACACAGGUUUGUGAGGAGCCAUGGAGUUAUAUACCCGAUGGCAUCCUGCCAGUGUUCUGGAGAGUUGUAUACUGGACAUCCCAGUUUCUGACUUGGCUGCUGUUGCCUUUCAUGCAGUCUUAUGCACGGUCGGGAGCUUUCUCCAGAGUUGGAAAGAUUAAAACGGCUCUCAUUGAAAACGCUAUCUAUUAUGGCACCUACCUCCUAAUUUUCAUCUCUCUGCUCGUCUAUGUGGCCGCUCACCCACAGUGGAAACUCACAUGGAGAGAGCUCCAGACCAUCGGCAUUACGGCCGCCAACACCUGGGGCCUCUUCCUUCUCGUGCUCCUGCUGGGUUAUGGGCUGGUGGAGAUCCCGCGUUCUUAUUGGCUCUCAUCUUCCCAUGGUUACCUGCUGGCCAAGACCUACUUUAAGACAGCAAAAAUGGCUACUGAGAAGGUGUCGGCGGAGGAGAACCUUGCAGAUGUUAUGGAGGAGGUGGCAUGCGCCCAUGAAUCUGUCAGGUACAACCACUUUCUCAGGAAGUGUGUGGACACUAUAAUUACAAAGUGUCCCACUGAGUACAAAGAAGAGAUGGAAAAAACGUUGGAAAGCUCGAGUGGUGAGCAGAAUGCCCUUCCCACAAAAAGAGACCUGAUUAAGCUGCAUAAAAAAGUAAUAACUUUUUUGAACAUUGCACUCUGGUCAUCUCGGGUGCAGAGACACGGUCAGACUCAGGUUCAGUGGUCUAUCUUGUUAGAUGAGGCCGUUCAUCUGGAAGACGUAGCUAAAAGCCAGAGCAGCCCGGUCCGACACUUCAUCCGCAGCGCCCCGUCAGCGCCCCUCGGGUGGAUCCAUCAGUUCGUCUACACUCCAACUGUGGAGUGGUACUGGGAGUGUGUGUUCAGGCAGAGUUUCUACCGGCUGCUGGCAGUUCUCCUGUGUCUCCUCUCGGCAGCAGUUGUUUGGUCCGAGUGCACUUUCUUCACGACGCACCCGGUCCUCUCCCUAUUCGCUGUCUUUGUUCUGAUGGCUGAAAAACAACACAACUACAUUUGUAUCGAGAUGGUGUGCUUCGUCAGUAUCCUCUUCCUGUGUGUCUGUGUCUACUACACAGUGUUCAGGAUACGAGUCUUCAACUACUACUACCUGGUCCCACAUCACCAGACUGAUGCUUACAGCCUGCAGUUCAGCGGCAUGUUGUUUUGUCGUCUGACUCCUCCUUUAUGCCUUAACUUCCUGGGCCUGAUUCACAUGGACUCUGCCAUCUCACACCAGGACAGAAUACAGACAUCCUACACCUCUAUCAUGGGCUCUAUGCGGGUGCUAUAUUUUAUAUCUGAUGGCUUCUAUAUCUACUAUCCCAUGCUGGUGUUGCUGCUCUGCUUUGCCACUUUUUACAGCCUGGGCUCUCGCUGUUUGAACCUCCUAGGCUUCCAUCAGUACAUCACUGACGACCACUUGACCUCUGACCUGGUGGAUGAAGGCAGGGAACACAUCAAAAGAGAAAGAAGAAAAAGACAGAAGACUGAGGAUGGAGAAAAUCGAAGAUGGGCCUGGAGAGAGCGGUAUGGAGUCCAGGGAGCUACUGGGAGAUCCAGAGCUGGUUACUCUCAGUUGAAGGAUGAUCAGGGCCGUCCUGUCACAGAGAAAAACAAUAGUGUUAUCACAUUUACCAGAAGAGAUGAGGAGGAUGAAGACGAGCAGAGGAGAGGCCUACUGCGAGAUCAUUCAAGUGAUGAAGGCUCACCAAACAAAAUAUCCACAGGAGGACGUUACCUUUCUCUGUCACCUUCUCGGACAGGCAUCUUUGACGAUGUUUGAUACACUGGACGCAUGGAAAGAGAGCAUUGGUACGAGCUGGAAUUGAAAAAAAGACAAACAAAUGCACGUCUUCUUCAAGAAACUGAAUGCCAAGGAUUAUAAAGUAUUUUGGGAACUCGAGAGGAAGAUACACUCGGUUACAAUCAUGAUUCACUGAAAGAGAGCACUGACUGUGAUUAACCUGUUUGUUCAGAGCCAAACCCUUUUGAAUGUAUUUUUUGUGAAGCAGUGUGUUUAACAAGUGUAGAUUGAUGGAUAAAAGAGAUGAAUGGCACAGUUACACACCUGCAGUCCUUUAGGAUAAGCCACAUGAUGCAUGUGGAAAUGUAUUGUUGUUUGAGUAUUCACCUCACAGGUUCAUACAUUAUAAUUGAUAAGAAAACAGGUUAUUGUGCCAACUGUAAAUACAAAACGAAAUCAACAACAACAUAUAUACUCAAAGGGAGUAUAUCAACAGCCUGAACGAUUUCCUGUUGACUAUUGUGGGUUUGGGAAGACAUGACUUGUUUGUAUGUGUUGUAGUCUAUAGUAAAUUAAUUUCUCUAAACGUUUGUAUGUUUUGUAUUUAUGCCUCCACCCAGAUGAUGCAUUAAACAUAACACUUUUACCAA